Messenger RNA from Oppiella nova, 1042 nucleotides. The record is from the annotation of a GenBank genome assembly. Lineage: Eukaryota; Metazoa; Arthropoda; Arachnida; Sarcoptiformes; Oppiidae.
AACACUUUCUCUAUUGAAAAGUCGCGAAGAGUUCGGGAGUUUAAGGGUUCGGCCGUUGUUUAACAAACCAAUGAAUCCCUGUCCACACCGGGAAUGGGUGUUACAGGAGAUCACAAAGUGGUCCAAAGGGUUCUCCCACUACAAUCAAAAGACAACAUACGCUGCACUUCUCUUCACUGAAUAUCUGUUCAAUGGCUAUAAAUCCAGGGAAAGGCUACUGAAUGCCAACAAAUUAAUGGAAUUUUUUGUUUAUAUGGACAAUGAUAUGGAAAGGGCUCGAAGGGAACGGUCACCAGAAUUACUGCGAGAAUUGAUGGAUAAGCUGUUGAAUGCAAUGGAAAGCGGACGAUGCGAUCAGGGCUUUGAUUCCGGGCGCCGGCUGUUGGAUGUGAUGUCCAUUCUGGACGCACAGAUGAACGAGUGUUGGAAGUCUAAUAUGAGACAACACUUGCGGAAUAUGUUUGUCACCCAAACCCGCGUUCACUGCGAUUAUUGGCUUAAAGACCGUUUUAUACCAUACGAUGAAUACAAUGACAUUCGUCUACAAGAAUCAGGGUGGCCUUUGAUGCUAACACUUGUGGAGUAUUUGAUGGAUUAUACCCUUCCAGAGGCAGUCCGUAACCACCCGCUUAUGUAUGAAUUCAUGUCAUCCGCGGCUAAACUGUCUCUCGCUGUCGACGACUAUAUGCUUCUUAAGGCAAAACUGGCCACAAAUGACAUCACAAGUGGUGUCCUGUCGUACGCCCACAGCCAGGGAUGUAGUGUUCAGUCGGCGCUCGACUUCCAGUACAUGAAUGUCAAGCAUUUGGAGAGAGAGUGUCAGUCAUUGCGGACCACUAUUAUGGCGAACCCCACACUCAGUGCCGAACCCCUGGACCCCUAUAUGGAUGUUAUAAUACAGACCUCUUAUGGCAUGUAUUGUGUGUUUCAGGAGAUACUGAAGUUUGAAGUGAGGGAUGGCGUGUUGUCGUGUGAAAAGUGGGAUCAACUCAACCAACUCGUGGUCGACAGCAAUGUUUGUGAUGUGAAUCCAUUCAAAAUU